AUGCGUGAAUUGACAGAGGAAGAAGCCAAAGUGCUUUUCUCCAAGCUUGCCAACUACACUGGUCGAUCCUUGAACAAUCUGAUUGCGCCUCCCGAGGGUGAUCAGACUGAGCGCCACGUCUUCCGUCUCCAGGGUUCUCGCGUGUACUAUCUUCCUCUGCGGUUGGCCAACUAUGCCACGAGUAUUCCUCGCGCAAACCUGCUAUCAGCAGGUACUAUCAUUCAGGGUAAAUUCACGAAGACAAUGAAGUUCCGACUCCACAUUACCGCGCUCUCGGUCAUCGCUCCUCACAGUCGGUACAAGGUCUGGAUCAAGGCGAACGGAGAGAUGCCGUUCCUGUACGGUGGAAACGUUUUGAAAGCUCAUGCCGCUCGCUGGAGCGAGGACUGCCCGGAGCACAGCGGUGUUGUCGUUUACAGUAUGAACGAUGAGCCUCUCGGUUUUGGUGUCACUGCGCGCUCGACAGCUGAAGCCAAGAAGCUUGAGCCCACUGGAAUCGUGGUCUUCCGCCAGGCCGAUGCAGGCGAGUACCUGAGAGAGGAGGAUUCCCUGUUCACCGCUUAA
Penicillium daleae is the source of this 564-nucleotide messenger RNA. RefSeq names its product ribosome biosynthesis protein NIP7. Gene Ontology annotation, biological process: ribosome assembly; ribosomal large subunit biogenesis. Gene Ontology annotation, molecular function: RNA binding. NCBI's taxonomy places the organism in Eukaryota, Fungi, Ascomycota, Eurotiomycetes, Eurotiales, Aspergillaceae. Gene Ontology annotation, cellular component: preribosome, large subunit precursor; nucleus; nucleolus. The transcript has 6 exons. The coding region runs from base 1 to 564 and encodes 187 amino acids. The record is from RefSeq and is a predicted model, not a curated record.